AUGUCGCGCUCCUUCUAUGUGGACUCGCUCAUCAUCAAGGACUCCUCGCGGCCCGCACCCUCGCUGCCGGAAUCGCACCCAGGGCCGGAUUUCUUCAUUCCGCUAAGCAUGCCGUCCCCGUUGGUGAUGUCGAUGUCGGGGCCCGGCUGCCCGUCCCGCAAAAGCGGCGCUUUCUGCGUGUGCCCGCUUUGCGUCACCUCGCACCUGCAUUCCUCUCGCCCGCCCGCAGGAGCCGGUGGCGGUGCAACGGGGACCGUAGGCGCUGCGGUGGCGGGCGCUGGGGCGGCUGGGGGCACCGGCGCCCUACCUCUGCUCAAGAGCCAGUUCUCUUCCGGCCCUGGGGACCCACAGUUUUGCCCACGGGUGAGCCACGCACACCAUCACCACCACCCGCCCCAGCACCAUCAUCACCAUCACCAGCCUCAGCAGCCGGGCUCAGCGGCGGCGGCGGCGGCUGCUGCUGCUGCGGCAGCGGCGGCCGCAGCGGCCCUGGGACACCCUCAACACCACCCACCUGUCUGCGCCGCCACCACCUACAACGUGUCGGACCCGCGGAGGUUCCACUGCCUCACCAUGGGAGGCUCGGACACCAGCCAGGUACCCAAUGGCAAAAGGAUGAGGACAGCUUUUACCAGCACGCAGCUCCUAGAGCUGGAGCGAGAAUUCUCUUCCAAUAUGUACCUGUCCCGACUCCGAAGAAUCGAGAUCGCAACGUACCUGAACCUCUCAGAGAAGCAGGUGAAAAUCUGGUUUCAGAACCGUCGCGUGAAGCACAAGAAAGAAGGGAAAGGCGCUUCGAGGAACAAUCACGCAAGCUGCAAGUGCGUGGGCAGCCAGGCGCACUAUGCUCGCUCAGAGGACGAGGACUCCUUGUCCCCAGCCUCGGCUAACGAAGACAAGGAGAUUUCUCCUUUGUAA
Microtus oregoni (creeping vole) is the source of this 918-nucleotide messenger RNA. It is a transcript of the gene Gsx2, whose product is annotated as GS homeobox 2. Gene Ontology annotation, molecular function: DNA-binding transcription factor activity, RNA polymerase II-specific; sequence-specific double-stranded DNA binding. Gene Ontology annotation, biological process: regulation of DNA-templated transcription. NCBI's taxonomy places the organism in Eukaryota, Metazoa, Chordata, Mammalia, Rodentia, Cricetidae. Gene Ontology annotation, cellular component: nucleus. The transcript is spliced from 2 exons. The record is from RefSeq and is a predicted model, not a curated record. The coding region runs from base 1 to 918 and encodes 305 amino acids.